AUGGUCAAUGCCCCAAAGGAGUCGUGGGUCAGCCCGAUUAUAGACUAUCUGAAGGAUGGAGUGGUGCCAACAGACAAGAGGGAGGCUAGGAGACUAGUUUACAAGUCAGUCCGAUACACCUUGGUGGAUGGGGUCCUAUACAAGAGGGGGUUUUCUGUGCUGCUCUUGUGGUGUGUUGAUGAGGAAGAAGCUAUGAAGGUGCUGUAUGAAAUACAUGAGGGUGAAUGUGGCAACCAUGCAAGUGGACCGUCCACGGCUCGGAAAGCCAUGAGGCAAGGGUACUACUGGCCUUCCAUGGAGAGAGAUGCUAAUGAUUUCGCAAGGAAAUGUGACAAAUGCCAAAGGUUCGGGGUGGCCUACAAGAUUAUUUCUGACAACGACACUCAAUUUGAAGGGGGAACGUUUGAGGAAUACUGUAGGGAAAGGGGCAUAAGGAGGAGCUUUUCGGCCGUCGUGCAUCCACAUGCCAAUGGCCAGGUGGAGGCCAUCAACAAGGUCCUAAAGAGAAACUUAAAGACAAAACUAGAGAAGAUGAAGCGUGCUUGGGUCGAGGAGUUACCGAACAUGCUUUGGGCCUACAAAACCACUCCCCGCACUACCACUGGAGAGACCCCAUUCUCCUUAGCAUAUGGAUGUGAGGCUGUCCUCCCGAUUGAGAUAAAGAUUAACUCGCACAGGAUACAGGCAUACGAGGACCAGGUCAACCAUGCGGCAAUGGCUGAAAGCUUGGACAUGCUGGAGGAGAGAAGGGAAAAGGCGCAAAUGAGGGUGACGGUAUACCAGCAGCGGGCAGCCAGAUAUUAA
Molecule: messenger RNA, 804 nt
Organism: Humulus lupulus (European hop)
Lineage: Eukaryota; Viridiplantae; Streptophyta; Magnoliopsida; Rosales; Cannabaceae
Exons: 2
Coding region: 1-804 (267 amino acids)
Biological process (GO): DNA integration
Molecular function (GO): nucleic acid binding
Source: RefSeq, a predicted model, not a curated record